Molecule: messenger RNA, 690 nt
Organism: Aspergillus wentii DTO 134E9
Lineage: Eukaryota; Fungi; Ascomycota; Eurotiomycetes; Eurotiales; Aspergillaceae
Product: eukaryotic translation initiation factor 4E
Exons: 2
Coding region: 1-690 (229 amino acids)
Biological process (GO): translational initiation
Cellular component (GO): eukaryotic translation initiation factor 4F complex
Molecular function (GO): translation initiation factor activity; RNA 7-methylguanosine cap binding
Source: RefSeq, a predicted model, not a curated record
AUGACCGUCCCUCAACUCCAGAUCAACGACACAACCCCCGUCGUGACCGAAGACAAAGCAGACCAGCCCAUCAUGUCCACGACUCGAAGAUCUCUCCACCAGAAUAUCUUUGGCAAACUCCGUCCCCUGCCUUUCCAGUAUCACUGGGCUGUGUGGUACGAGAAGCAUACCGAAUCCUCCGAUAACAAGCUGUAUGUGCUCCACGACGACGUUGCCGAUAUCGCCACCUUCUACCGGGUCUAUAACAACUACCCCUGGGAAAAGAUCCGAACUCGAGACACAGUCCAUAUCUUCCGUCAAGGUGUCAAACCACUCUGGGAAGAUCCAGAGAAUCAGCAAGGUGGAUGUUGGCGAUUCCGUGUGCCCAAGAGCAAGGCGCAGGCGUUUUUCCAUGAGACUGCCGUUUUGUGUAUGGCGAAUGAAUUCCAGGCUGUUCUAGAGAAAGAACAUGACCAUGUCCUUGGUGUCUCUACCUCUGUUCGCUUCAACUCGCAUCUCAUUUCCGUAUGGAACAAACUUGGCUCCAACGACCGGUCUAUCAGAGCCCUUGAGCAGACAAUCAUUUCUCGUCUAUCGCCAGAGCUUCGUCCUACGGGAACCAGCGCAACUUCGUAUUUCUACAGACGUCAUGAUGAAAACGAAGGGUACCAAGAGGCUGUUGAGAAGAGUGCGUCUGUUUCUGAGGAGUGA